Molecule: messenger RNA, 3522 nt
Organism: Mesorhabditis belari
Lineage: Eukaryota; Metazoa; Nematoda; Chromadorea; Rhabditida; Rhabditidae
Source: the annotation of a GenBank genome assembly
AUGUCCGUCGAUGUAUUGGUUGAUUCAAUACAUUUGUAUCGGUUGAAGCCGAUUUGGGCUCAUGGAUAUGUUGGGCCAUUUUUCCUGCUUUACGCACUCUGGAUUGGUGUUUUCAUACAAUAUUUUGGAUUCGAAGAGUACAAUGAGCUAUUUUAUAUCGGGAUUGGUGUUACAGCCGUUUUACAGGCCUUAGCGAUUCUCUUUUGUCAAUGGAUUGUAUCGAUAAAAUGCUUGAUGACUUGUUCUGCGGCUGUGAAUGUUGAGCAUGCCGAGUAUGCCCAAGUUGUUCCAACGCAAAACAAUGGCCACCCCGAGCUUGUUCCACUACAACGAAAGAAGUUCAUGGGCAUUAAAAAGUUGUGGUUUGAAUUCCAAAAGGUGCAGUACAUGUUUGACGAAGAAGAGCGAAAGUUUCGAACAAUCGAGUUCGAUUCGAAGCGGCCAUUAAAGUUUUAUCAAAAGGCGGGCGGAUUUCAAUCCGAAGAUGAACUAUCCGAAACGAGAUUCAAUUUGGGGGACAAUAGAAUGGAAAUGUUUGUACCACAAUUUUGGGAUCAAUUCAAAGAAAGAGCUACAGCCCCGUUCUUCGUUUUUCAGGUUUUCUGUGUCGGGUUAUGGUGUUUGGAAGACAUGUGGUACUAUUCACUCUUCACACUCCUAAUGCUUAUGACUUUUGAAGCAUCUCUUGUAAAACAACAAAUGCGAAACAUGUCCGAAAUCAGAAACAUGGGAAACAAAUCUUACUUGAUAUACGCUUAUCGUUUUAAUCGAUGGAAUCGUAUUCGAACGGAAGAACUUGUACCAGGCGACAUCGUUUCAAUAACCCGUGGAGCUGAUGACCAAACUGUGCCUUGUGAUGUGCUAUUGCUUCGAGGAUCUUGUAUUGUCGAUGAAAGUUUGUUGACUGGGGAAAGUGUACCGCAAAUGAAGGAAUCAAUUGAAAACGGUGAAGCUCACCGCCACCUGGACAUUGAUGUCGACAGUCGAUUACAUUUGAUCAAUGGCGGAACCAAGAUCGUUCAAGUCUCUCCUCCCGCUAAACAAGAGUCUGGCAUGAAAACUCCUGAUAAUGGAUGUGUAUGUUAUGUGUUGCGCACUGGAUUCCAUACAAAUCAAGGCCGUCUUCUUAGAACCAUUAUGUUUGGCGUUAGACGAGUGACAGCAAACAACUAUGAAACUUUCUGCUUCAUCUUGUUCCUUUUGAUUUUCGCGAUUGCCGCUUCUUCGUAUUUAUGGGUUGUUGGUAGUGCCGACGAGCGUCGUAACAAAUACAAGCUUUUUCUCGAGUGCACACUGAUUUUGACAUCAGUCAUUCCACCCGAAUUGCCGAUCGAGUUGUCACUUGCCGUGAACACUUCGUUGAUGGCUCUUCAAAAAUUUGGAGUUUUUUGUACGGAGCCUUUCCGAAUUCCAUUUGCUGGUAAAAUUGAUGUUUGCUGCUUCGAUAAGACUGGAACCUUGACGACAGACAAUUUGAUAGUUGAAGGAGUUGUCACCAGCCAAGACAAAGAAAAUGGACUUGCUCGUACGGCCGUCGAUGCGCAGGAAAACUCUAUACAAGUGCUAGCUUGUUGCCACAGCUUAGCUCGUUACGAGGAAGAGCUAGUCGGUGAUCCAUUAGAAAAAGCUUGUUUGUCAUGGGUUGAUUGGACUCUAACAAAAGGUGAUACGGUUGUUCCAAGAAAGGCCAAAAUGCACAGUUUAAAGAUUCACCGACGCUUUUAUUUCUCCUCUGCCCUGAAAAGGAUGACGGUUGUUGCUGGGUAUCAAAAACCAGGCUUUGCCGAGGCGCAUUAUUUGGCGUGUGUUAAAGGAGCUCCCGAGACUCUUCGCGAUAUGUUCUCCGAUCGUCCAUCUGACUACGAUAAGCUCUACGAGCGUUUGGCUCUUCAAGGAGCUCGCGUUUUGGCUCUGGGCGUUCGUGAAUUGGGCCCACUCACAACCCAACAAAUUCGUGAUGCGAACCGUGAGCAGUUUGAACAAGAGCUAAAUUUUGCUGGUUUUGUGGUUAUUUCAUGCCCAUUAAAACCUGACACAAAAUUGAUGAUCAAGGAAAUAAUUGAAAGCUCCCAUCAAGUUGCCAUGAUCACUGGUGAUAAUCCUUUGACGGCGUGUCAUGUUGCGCAAACACUGCGAUUUACGAAGAAAAAGGGUCGUGUGUUGAUACUUGAUGAACCACAAGGAGAAGAACAAGAAUGGAGCUUUGUUGCGAUUGAUAGCGAUGAGGAAAAUACCCCCGGCAGAACACGAGUUUCCGUAAAACAAGUUUCGGAGUUCAAAACAAAAGAAUGGAAAGAAUUCAUAACUCUUCAUGAUUUUUGUCUCACGGGCGUUGGUUGGAAUUAUUUGGUCGAGCAACAUCCGACACUUCUCCCGCGCCUUUUGGUUUACAUAAAAAUAUUCUCCCGAAUGGCUCCUAAACAAAAGGAACAUAUCAUAAACGAAUUCAAACGGCUCGGGAAGAUAACAUUGAUGUGCGGUGAUGGAACAAAUGAUGUUGGAGCUUUGAAACACGCGGAUGUCGGUGUUGCUUUGCUAUCUCAUCCGUUCGAUGCCAUCAAGGCAGAAAAGAAAGAACAAGAAGAACGUGAGCGUAAAGAAAAGGAACAAGAAGAAAAGGUAGCCAAUUCCAUAGCACCAGCACCUUCAAAAAGAGCAGAGUUGAUCAAACAGCAGCAACAACGGGCCAAACAAACUCAUCCCAGUGUUACAACAGCACAGAAAAAGUUGGAGACUAUGAUGAAAGAACUUGAAGAGGAAGAAAAGGCUCAGGUGGUGCGUCUUGGUGAUGCCAGUAUUGCUGCUCCUUUUACGAGUAAAUAUACUUCGAUUCAAAGCAUUUGUCAUGUUAUCAAACAAGGCCGUUGUACUUUGGUGACGACUCUGCAAAUGUUCAAAAUCCUUGCCUUGAAUGCUCUCAUCUCUGCUUAUUCUCUUUCGGUUUUGUAUCUUGACGGUGUCAAGUUCAGUGAUACACAAGCAACAAUUCAGGGAUUAUUACUUGCCGCAUGCUUUUUGUUUGUCUCUAGAAGCAAGCCUUUACGUACUCUUUCUCGACAGCGACCACUUUCAAAUAUCUUCAAUGCCUACACGCUAUUGACGGUUACUAGCCAAUUUGCUCUUCACUUCUCUGUGUUGAUAUACAUUGUUGGAUUGGCACAUGAAGUGGAACCGAGAAAGGAAAAGAUCGAUCUCGAGGCAACUUUCUCACCCAAUAUACUUAAUUCUACGGUCUAUGUUAUUUCAAUGGCGCUUCAAGUGUGCACUUUCGCCGUCAACUAUCGCGGGCGGCCGUUUAUGGAAAGCUUGUUCGAGAACAAAGCGAUGCUCUACUCGAUUAUGUUCUCAGGCGGCGCAGUCAUGGCCUUAGCCUUCGGCGCCUCUGAUGACAUGGUCACGCAAUUUGAACUCGUAAAGCUUCCACUUCACCUCCGCGAUCAACUCGUGCUAUGUGUGCUAAGUGAUCUCAUAGGCUGUUUUCUAAUUGAUCGUACUCUAAAUUAUUUCCUUGGCGAUAUGUUU